Molecule: messenger RNA, 2751 nt
Organism: Ficedula albicollis (Collared flycatcher)
Lineage: Eukaryota; Metazoa; Chordata; Aves; Passeriformes; Muscicapidae
Gene: CAPN7
Product: calpain 7
Exons: 20
Coding region: 428-2737 (769 amino acids)
Biological process (GO): proteolysis
Molecular function (GO): calcium-dependent cysteine-type endopeptidase activity
Source: RefSeq, a predicted model, not a curated record
UUAAAUGCUGAUAACUGGAAUAGCUACUUUUUUUCCUAACCUAAAAUUCUCAGCUUUAAAACCAAACUGAUUUCAGUCCAUGCUUAAAGAGUUUUACUUAAAAUCUCUUUAAUUUCAUAUGUUACUAUACAAACAGACCUAAGAUCUGGUCACAGAGAACUUCUGAAUGCUUUUAUAGUCUUAUAGAUAGUCCCAGAUGUGAGAAAUUAAACAUGAUCUAGCUUAUAACUUGAAACUUUUUCUUUUUGAGACAGAUUUUCUCUGCAUCUACGGAGUCUUUUUGCAGAUGUAAGGGCUUGCUUUCAUGCAACUCAUGGCUGCUGUAGGGCCUCUGUUUAUGGUAAGUAAUUUUUUAGGCAGCGAACAUUAACUUUGUCUCCAAUUCUUCUCCCUGCAGGAAGCUGCACAAGCCUUGAUUUAUGCAGGGAUGGCUGGGUCCAACUUGGAAAAUAUUCAAGAAAAAAUAAAUGAGUACUUGGAGAGAGUUCAAGCUCUUCAUUCAGCAGUUCAAUCACAGAAGACAGACCCUCUGAAGUCAAAACAACAGCUGGACUUGGAGCGUGCUCACUUCCUAGUUACACAGGCUUUUGAUGAAGAUGAUAAAGGCAAUGCAGAAGAAGCUAUAGAGUUGUACACAGAAACAGUGGAACUCUGUUUGAAAACAGCUACUGAAACCUCAGAAGCAGGCCUCCAGUCCAAACUGAAACAGCUGGCUCGACAAGCACUGGAUAGAGCAGAAGCACUGAAGGAAUCUAUGUCAAAGCCAUCUCAGAAAGAAAAGUCAACUGCAGCCAAACCAAAUCAGCCAGUCAGAACCUUCUUUCCAUUGGGACCUGAUUUUUCUUUAAAUGAUAAACCACAGACAAUAAGAGCAGUACAAGCUAGUGAAUCUCAAGGUCAGAGAUACACUGCAGAAGAGAUUGAAGUACUCAGGAAGACUUCAAAAAUUAAUGGCAUUGAAUAUGUACCUUUCAUGAGUGUUGAUCUGAGGGAACGUUUUGCCUUCCCUAUGCCUUUUUCUGAUAAGUGUGGGAAGCUACCAUUAUCCCCCAAACAGAAGGCAAUGUUUGCCAAGUGGGUGCGACCAGAUGACAUAACAAAUAACCCUACGAUGAUCUAUACUGUAUCAAGUUUCAGCAUAAAGCAGACAAUAGUGUCAGAUUGUUCUUUCGUGGCAUCACUAGCUAUCAGUGCAGCAUAUGAAAGAAGGUACAACAAAAAAUUGAUCACGAGUAUCAUUUACCCUCAGAAUAAGAAAGGAGAACCAGAAUAUAAUCCAUGUGGUAAAUACAUGGUGAAGCUUCAUAUCAAUGGUGUUCCUAGGAAGGUAAUCAUAGAUGAUCAGUUACCUGUUGAUCAUAGUGGGGAACUUCUCUGCUCUUAUUCCAAUAAUAAGAAUGAAUUGUGGGUGUCACUAAUAGAAAAGGCUUACAUGAAGGUCAUGGGAGGAUAUGAUUUUCCUGGAUCAAAUUCUAAUAUUGAUCUCCACGCACUGACAGGUUGGAUACCUGAAAGAAUUGCUAUGCACUCUGACAAUCAAGCCUUCAAUAAAGAUAGCACUUUCAGAAUGCUUUAUCAGAGAUUUCACAAGGGAGAUGUCCUUAUCACAACAGCAACAGGGGUGAUGUCUGAAGAGGAAGGAGAAAAGUGGGGUUUAGUUCCAACCCAUGCAUAUGCAGUCUUGGAUAUAAGAGAAUAUAAGGGACUUCGAUUUCUUCAGCUAAAAAAUCCCUGGAGCCACUUACGCUGGAAGGGACAAUACAGUGAAAAUGACACAAGAAACUGGACCCCAGAUUUACAAAAAUACUUGAACUUUGAUCCCAGAACAGCUCAGAAAAUAGACAAUGGCAUUUUCUGGAUUUCCUGGGAGGACCUGUGCCAGUACUAUGAUGUUAUUUAUUUGAGUUGGAACCCAAGUCUUUUUAAAGAAUCUACAUGUAUUCACAGUACGUGGGAUGCAAAGCAGGGCCCGGUGAAGGAUGCCUACAGCCUGGCCAACAACCCUCAGUACAAGCUGGAGGUGCAGUGUCCACAGGGUGGUGCUGCUGUCUGGGUCCUGCUCAGCAGGCACAUCACUGACAAGGAUGACUUUGCCCACAAUCGGGAAUUCAUUACAAUGGUUGUAUAUAAGACUGACGGCAAAAAAGUUUACUACCCAGCUGAUCCUCCUCCUUAUAUUGAUGGUAUUCGGAUCAACAGUCCUCAUUAUUUGACCAAGAUAAAGCUGACCUCUCCAGGUUCCCAUACAUUCACCUUGGUGGUGUCCCAGUAUGAGAAACAAAACACGAUCCAUUACACAGUCAGGGUAUAUUCCUUGUGCAAGUUCACCUUUUCCAAGAUUCCUACACCUUACACCAUUUCCAAACGGGUUAAUGGACAGUGGAAAGGUCAUAGUGCUGGAGGAUGUGGAAACUUCAGAGACACCUACAAAAAUAACCCCAUUUAUCAAUUCCAGCUAGACAAGAAUGGACCACUGCUAAUUGAACUACGGGGGCCGAGGCAAUACAGUGUUGGUUUUGAACUUGUCACCGUUUCAACAGUGGGAGAUCCUGGUUCCUAUGGCUUUCAUAAAAAAAGCAGUGGUGACUACAGGUGUGGAUUUUGCUACUUGGAAGUGGAGAACACAUUUGCUGGAGUUUACAACAUUAUCCCCACCACAUUCCUGCCUCAACAAGAGGGCCCUUUUUUCUUAGAUUUUAACAGUACUACUCCUCUUAAGGUGUCACAGCUGCAGUGAGGAGACAGAACUGU